AUGGCUGGGAUCUCGGAAGGCCUGCUUUCGCUGCAUGAAGGACUUAGAGACCCAAAUUUGGGCGCAGGGUCGGAACACUCAACUAAACUGAUCGGGCCGGAAAACCAUCCAAAGGUUUCGGACUUCUAUCAUGUUGAUUUGAAGCAAUUGGCUGAGAUUAAUAUGAUUGAGAAGUAUAUUUUGGGCAAGGAUAAUAUCGACUCUGUUUCGCCUUUUGAAGUUUAUAAACCAAAGGUGGAUGAGUUGGUGAUAUGGGAUUUACCAGAUCAUCAGGCACCUGUAGCCAGGGUUCCUCGAAAAGAGGAGGAAGAAGAUUUGUCUGCCGCCGAGAAAGAGAAUAACCGUCGCAUGUCCACUCAAGAGGGAGGAGAAGUAUUAUCAGAAGAGCCAGCGAAACCCGGGUCUAAUCCAGCCCCCCUUGUAAUACCGACACAAGAAGGAGACAGAUAUGCGGCAGAAGAAGGAGAGAAAGACUCACCAGAAGAGGAGACGAAAGGGGAAGCGACAGGUUCCACAAAUGAAACUCAAGAAAAACCUCCCAGCGAAGAAAACCCAGGAGCAACCCUCGAGUACGGAAGCCACGAUGAACAAAAUGCAGACCAGGCUACAUCCGAGGUUGCCAUGGACAACAAUCCCAAUUUAGAUGAUAUUGACUAUCAAGGUUUUUGUGAAGGCGAAGAAGAAAGCCUCAGGACAACCACUUAUAUGCCCUUUGGUGAAGGGGGGACAACUGCCACUGUGACGGGAUGGGGACAAGCCAUGCAAAUUACUCAAUAUCUCGGAUGCGGUCCAUCCUCAUUGUUUUGCCUCGAUGAUAAAGACAUGCCUGAACCCUAUUAUACCUCGUCUCGUGAGGAGGGGUUGGUUUCGUUUUCAGAUGAGCGCUACGCUCUUGGGGUUGACUGCACUUUUCCUGACAUGAAUUUCCGAACUCGUGCUUCUUGGCUUCAUAAUAAGUGGCCAAGAUUAGAAUUCCACGGCAAAGAUUGGAGACUGGAGCAACAAUGGGCAGUAAAGGAAGGUGUUGUGGUAGAGCAAAUCAUGUUUUAUAACGACAAGGACACAGACAUGGACUUCCUUCAUUACAACAAUUUCGAUUUUCGCAUACGGGAAUUGGAUUUUAUUGAACCGGCGUGCAAUUUCAAUAAACCUUCAAAAAGGAAUUUUCAGGGUGAAGAGGACGAGGACGAGGAGAGUGAGAAAAAUGACUGUGCCAUCAAGGGACCUGGCCCUGGAGGGUUCGGUUUUGUUCAAAUCCAGAAGUUUUCAAGCGAAGACGACAACGAGAGAUACCGAAAGUCCGAAGAAACAUCCCAUCCAGAUUCUGUUGCUGCCAUAGCAGGUUUUUUGGUAAAUGGGAAACCCUUGACAUACGCCCAAGUCACAGAAAACAAGACGCAUCAUGUCAAAGCAAAGUCAUCGCAUCAGAUGGUUGUUGGGUACAAGCUGAUAUUACUGCACUCUGAAGAUCACAACUCAAACUGGAAACGUCUUACUUUGACAGUUCAAGACAUGGAUAUCAAUGAAAUUUUAAGGAACGAGAAUGAAGAGGCAAACGCUCCUCAGUGGGAUGCAAACCUUCCGCCUAUAGUCCAUGCCAAGGCCAGCAAUGCUCAAGACGAACGGAUCGUUGAAAAAAGCAUAAAGCGCGCAGUCGAGAAUAUUCUAUCCGUUUGUAUGAUCCCAGUAGGCGAUGGCUAUUACUGGAACAUUUCAACGGAUCUAAGGGAUUGCGAUUUAGCUAUGACCUGUGGUGAUCUGUCAGGUCACCGCGUCUGUCCUUCUGCCAGCUUGUAG
Molecule: messenger RNA, 1797 nt
Organism: Penicillium angulare
Lineage: Eukaryota; Fungi; Ascomycota; Eurotiomycetes; Eurotiales; Aspergillaceae
Product: pyridoxal-dependent decarboxylase domain protein
Exons: 2
Coding region: 1-1797 (598 amino acids)
Source: RefSeq, a predicted model, not a curated record